This is a messenger RNA of Bombyx mori (domestic silkworm), 798 nucleotides long. RefSeq lists its product as uncharacterized. Lineage: Eukaryota; Metazoa; Arthropoda; Insecta; Lepidoptera; Bombycidae. The transcript has a single exon. The coding region runs from base 1 to 798 and encodes 265 amino acids. The record is from RefSeq and is a predicted model, not a curated record.
AUGACGAAUGAACAAAUGGAAUUAUUAUUCUCAAAAUUCGAUGCAAAGUUAGAUGAAAAGCUUAAUCAACAAACCCAAACAUUAACAACAGCAGUUACUAAGAACGUUAUGGAAGCAAUGGAUGAAAAGAUGAAAAUAUUAAUGGAAGAAAACCAAGAAUUAAAAUCUGAAGUAUCAAGACUAAAACGCAAAAUCAAUACCUUGGAAAAAGAAAAGCGAAAAAGCAACCUGAUUUUCUUUGGUGUUGAUGAAAAUGGGAAAAGAGAGACAGAACUAGUUGACUACAUAAAAGGAAUUAUAGAAGAAGCGAAAGUGCAUAUAGACAGCCAUGAAAUAAACAACAUCUAUAGAAUUGGAGCGCAAACCAGCGAAAAUCGCCCUGUAGUGGUUACUUUCUCUACUAUGUGGAAGAAACAUCUUAUAUUAAAAUCUAAAUCAAACUUACCAACAGGCAUUUAUGUCAAAGAGGACUUCCCCAAGGAUGUCCUUGAAGCCCGGAAAAAACUGCAGCCAAAAGUGGAGGAAGAAUGGAAAAAGGGGAACAUAGCUUUCAUGAGAGGAGACCAACUCGUAAUUAAAAAGCAGAAGGACAACCAGCGCGAAAAGAGGAAGAGAGACAAGACUAUAUCCCCCGAAUUUCAAACAAUGAAAAAACCGAAUACUCAUAAUGGAACUGGAAACAAAACAAAUAAAGCUAAAACUAUUGGACAAAAAGAAAUAUUGAAACCAAACAUUUUACAAUACAUGGGAAGAGAUAGAACUACUUCCACUUCAACUUCAGGAAAUUCAAAAAACUAA